AUGAAUUCUUCCAAUAUCAUAAGCUUGAAGGAUACUAAAGUAUUUAACCCCAUCAAAGUUGGGAAUAUCGAAUUAUCCCACCGUAUAGCCCUUCCUUCUUUGACAAGACUUAGAGCCAGUGUUGAUAACAUUCCAUCCGAUUUAAAUUUGAAGUACUAUGAUGACCGAUCCCAAACUCCAGGAACUUUGGUCAUGACCGAAGGGUUGGUUGUUUCACCGGAAUUAGGUACUAUUAGACACGUCGCAGGUAUUUUCUCCGAUAAACAAGUUGAAGCGUGGAAGAGAAUCACUGAUAAAGUCCAUGAAAACGGAUCGUUCAUUGGAGCACAGUUGGUUGCUUUUGGUAGACUGUCUGAAGCAUCAUAUAUGAAAGAAUUAGGUUAUGAUAUGUUAGGUGUUAUGGCAGAACAUAUUGAUUCACAGACCCAGAAGUAUGCUGAGGAUGCUGGAGAGAGUAUCAGACAAAUCACUGAGGAAGAAAUCAAGGAAAUUUUAUUGAGAGAUUUCAUAAGAGCCUCUCAAAAUUCAUUUGAUGCUGGGUUUGAUUUUGUUGAAAUUCAUGCUUGUAGUGGAUAUUUCCUCGACACUUUCUUGCAGUCAUCAUCCAACAGAAGAACCGACAAAUAUGGAGGGUCGAUUGAAAACCGUGCCCGACUCAUUCUUGAAGUAGUCGAUAUUUUGGUUGCAAAAUUUGGAGCUUCCAAAUUGGCUUUGAGAAUUUCACCUUGGAACUAUUAUCAAGAGAUGAAGGGUGAAUUCGAUGAUUGUCAUCCUUAUGCCCAGUUUAGUUAUUUGUUGAAGGAGCUUCAAAAAAGAGCUGAAUCUGGGAACGAACUCGCAUGGAUCUCAACAGUCGAACCAAGAGUUAGUGGAAGUGAAGAUUCAGCUGUCAAAUCUUCGGUUUCAAACAACUUUAUGUAUGACAUUUGGAAAGGUAAAAUCUUCAGAUCCGGGGGUUAUGGCUACUCAGCCCCAGAUUUUGAAACAGUUUUGAACCAUGUAGAUAACGACAGAACUAUUCUCGGUUUCGGAAGAUUGUUCACUUCCAAUCCUGAUUUGGUUGACAGAUUGAAAAACGGUUGGGAUUUGUCUAUCUAUGAUAGAGACACCUUCUAUCUUUAUGUGAAUUGGGGAUACAACACCUUCAACAAAUAUGGUGAGGACAUCAAAUUCUCAGAAGAACAGGAAAUGGCUAGAACUCCAAAAGCUUUGGUUUAG
Molecule: messenger RNA, 1218 nt
Organism: Yamadazyma jaroonii
Lineage: Eukaryota; Fungi; Ascomycota; Pichiomycetes; Serinales; Debaryomycetaceae
Source: the annotation of a GenBank genome assembly